This is a messenger RNA of Pygoscelis adeliae (Adelie penguin), 1781 nucleotides long. It is a transcript of the gene MRGBP, whose product is annotated as MRG/MORF4L binding protein. The coding region runs from base 1 to 528 and encodes 175 amino acids. Lineage: Eukaryota; Metazoa; Chordata; Aves; Sphenisciformes; Spheniscidae. Gene Ontology annotation, cellular component: nucleus; NuA4 histone acetyltransferase complex. Gene Ontology annotation, biological process: regulation of transcription by RNA polymerase II. The record is from RefSeq and is a predicted model, not a curated record. The transcript has 5 exons.
AUGAAUGCUGCCAACAAGAGCUUUCAGAUAGCUCAGAUGGCUACAGUUCUUCCCCUAGGUGUGAAUCGCCAUUUCCACAUGAUUUGUAUCCGAGAUAAAUUCAGUCAGAAUAUCGGACGGCAGAUUUCUUCCAAAGUGAUUUGGGACCAUCUGAGCACCAUGUAUGAUAUGCAAGCUCUUCAUGAAUCUGAGAUUCUUCCGUUCCCUAAUAUAGAGAAGAAUUUUGCUCUUCCUGACGAAAUGAUUCAAGAAGUGAGAGAAGGAAAAGUAAUGAUAGAAGAAGAAGUGAAAGAGGAAAUAAAAGAAGAGAUGGAAACGCAUGCAGGUCCAGAAGAAGUUUUUGCACCCUCUGGAAGUUUAGGAAAAGCAACUGAAAAGCCGAGCAGCAAAGAGAAAGAGAAAACUUCAUCAGAUUCUGGGUCCAAAGAAGGAUCUGAUAAGAGGAAGCGCAACAGAGUGACUGAAAAGGUCUUAAAUGCAAACAGUAAUCCUUCCAGUCCAAGUGCUGCAAAACGACGCAGAACAUAAAGCAAGCUGUGAAAGAGAGAAGUAAUAAACUCUGGAACAUGAGGAGGGAACAGUAAAAAUGAGUAGCAGGAUAGUCGCUACGUAAACUUUUUGAGAAAGGAAAAGAUAUCUGAGCCAGGUAUUUGAAGAAUCUGCACAUUGGCUUUAUACAUGCAAGACUUUGUCCGUCUUUCCUGAUGUGUUUUCUAGCCAGCACCGAGUAGCUGAGCGAUGGCUGCCUUCUCGGGGCGUUGGGGGAGCAAGCUGGCAGCGUUAAGAGUUUAUGCGUACGUAACAAUUCCGGUGGCUGCAUUUUGGACAGGUAACACGCUCUGUGUCAGCAUAGUUCCUGAAACAAGUGCUCGGUGAAACACAGAGCCUCAGUUCAUGAAAAGCAUAGGUUAUUUCUAUAAAUUUGGGGUCGUUUUUUCUGCCUUUGCUUUGUUGCUGUUUUUGAAUAUUACAGACCCUUUGUGGGUAGCGGUGUUUGGCCAUUUUACUUACUGCAAACGUAACGUUUGUAUCAAAUGUCUGGAUUUGUUGGUUCAGUAAAACUAAAAUUCUUUUAAAUACAGGUAACUACUGAGUUGAAGUAUUCUUUCGCUCUGUUUGCUGGAGGAACCUUUACUUCUUUCGCCCUUAGUCACGUAACGUUUUUCAAUCUUUAUAAGUUUAUAUACCGUAAGUGAAGUGAAAAUGGUAAUGCCCCGUGAAUAAUAAUAAUAAGUAUCCUAAAUAGAAUACGCAGUGAUGUCACGUGGUUUUGUAAGGGAUCAGCUGAGCUGUGCAUGAACCUGGAGAUGUUAAUUCAUCCGUUUGUACUAUAGUAGUAUAUAACAGUGGGUUUUGUACUUCAUUAUUUAUUUUUUUUAAAGCAGGUUUAGUAGAUGUUAAUGGAAUUGGUAUUCCAAAACGUUGAUUUUGUUCUACAACUUAAGAUUAUCUUACUGACAUUGUAAUGCUUAUCUUUUAUAUGCUAGAAUGUUGAGAUUUGAUAGAAGUUACUAUUUUUGUGUUGUGAAAAGAUGGACCGCAAUCAACAAACACGUUAAAUGGUGAAUGAAGUAGGCUGAAGUGUUACUGAAUUUGUUUCACCAUAUUAACUAUCAGUUAAUAAAAAAGAAGAAUUACUUCCUAUUCUACCAGUAUUGCCUUCAAGGUGAGGAACUAGGAAUCUACUCGUUUUUGCUUCUAUUCUAGGUGCGUAGCCAAGGUCUCGUCUGCCUUAUUUGCUUCGUUUGUUUUAUACCAAGAAUAAAUUUGACUUGUCUUUA